AUGAAAAUCGCAGGUUUAAUUCGUCAAUCUGGUGACUUGUCUAAUGUUCCUUAUGCAGAGCCCAGUUAUUGGAUGGGAUUUAAAGCGCUUAUUACAAGUACUGAAAGCCAUACUAAUUUUCGUAAAGCUAUUCGUGCUAUCUAUGAUGAAAUUAAACCAGAAGCAAUUUUAUCUGAAGAUUCGGGAGCAUAUCCUACUAAGGAACUUUAUGCAAAAUUAGGUGAGGAAGGUGUAUUGGCAAGUCAAAUUGGUCCUGGACCUUGGCUUAAAGGUCUUAAAUUACCUGGAGCAGGUUGGAACCCUGGAUUUGCGGAUGGUAUUUCAUCAGGUUAUAGUAUUGCUAUUACAGAACCUUAUGCAGGUUCUGAUGUCGCUCGUAUUCGAACAACAGCCACUCGACCCCUGAUGUACCUGCUGAAUAUUCUUGGUAAGGAAGGAAAGGGCUUCAGGUAUCAUGUUAAUUUUAACCAUGAACGUUGGUAUAUUUGUUGUGCUGUAAUCGGAGCUUCUCGUGCUGUUGUAGAGGUUGUUUUAAAUGGGCUAAUCACAAAACAUCAUUAUCAAAUGUGUAAUAUGUCUUAUAUGGAACAGUCUGUUAAAUUGGCAGGUCGUGCUAUCACAAAGACAGGUAUGGGUCGUAUGAUUGAGCCUUCCAAAGAACAAGAAAUUAUGGCUGAUCUUGGUAUUCGUCAAGCUAUGAAAGCCUUCCCUACUGGUGCUAAGCUUUAA
Messenger RNA from Cokeromyces recurvatus, 729 nucleotides. RefSeq lists its product as uncharacterized. The coding region runs from base 1 to 729 and encodes 242 amino acids. Lineage: Eukaryota; Fungi; Mucoromycota; Mucoromycetes; Mucorales; Mucoraceae. Gene Ontology annotation, molecular function: flavin adenine dinucleotide binding; oxidoreductase activity, acting on the CH-CH group of donors. The record is from RefSeq and is a predicted model, not a curated record. The transcript is spliced from 8 exons.